AUGUAUGCGAACAAGGUCAAGCAUCUCAAGAAGGAUGAUGGCGAGCCUCUUUGGAGACGAGAUAUUCAGUAUGACUUCCUCAAGGCUGUAUUCGACGACGACAAGAAGGUGUUCACAAACAGCUACGAAGCUGAUAAGCCAUAUCAAAGCUUCGCAGACUUGUACAUCGAUACUAUGGCCAGGAGCAGCAAAACAAGCAAGAUAUUGAGGGACAAGUUGUUGACAGAGCAUGAGCCUGCCAAGAACAUGGCCAUGGUCUGUCUACUGGUUAAUCUGGGUCGCAUGAACACAACAUUGAACUUCUUCCCAGAAAUGCGUGCGCAGCUACGAACAUACCAUGCGAUUCCCUCUCUACAAGCUCAUCAAGACCCCAACUCCUACAAACAACUUCAAGAUGCUCCACGACUCAAAUCCAUAUUGAAAGGAGCUUCGGAAGACCGGCCAGAGCCAAGCACAUUAGAGAAGAUCAAGGGAAUAGAGGUCCCACGAACAAAUCCUGUCAACCUUAUUUUUGUCCUUGCCCAAUACGCACCGAAGGCCACCGAGCUACAUUUCCCGCGUGGUAAUGACUUUUACGACUUGAUCAUGGGCGAGAAUCUAUCAAGUGCAUCUAGAGCCAGAGCAUUCUUAUGGUUAAUGUGGUUUUACUUGGAGUCCGACUUUACCGAGGAAGGCGCAGAUGAGAAUCCUUUCGGGGCUGGAAUCGACUACAAUACUGAUGUGAGAAACCAAGGAGUGCCUAGGUUUGAUAUCCUUUCCGAAGAAGAGCAAGCUGCAGAGAAUGUCGACACUCAAGAAGAGCAAGAUUAUGGUUACGCGAAGAUGAGAGAGAGGAAGAGAAUUAUCGAAGCAGAUCAGAUCGCAUUCCAGGCUGAACAUGGCCCACCAAAGAGAGGACCGAAGCCCAAGCUUCAUCUACCUCCGGACGAUGGUGGUCCAACACAUGCUGCUCUUCUUGGCCGAAUCAGACCAAAAUACGACGAGGGAGGCAUCCCUGCCACCACUUUAAAUCGUAUCCGGCCGAAGUACGAAUCAGACCUGGAGAGUAAUCGAUCUACGCCUCCACCUCGAGCCCUUGGUGGCAUGCGAAUUCAUGCUGUCCUCAAUACUGGACCAAAAGGUCGAGGUGUAUUGAAACAAGUCGUCGAGGGAUCUUCUCCAGUAGGUCCUGUUGGUGAACAUAUCAUACGACGCUCUCGACCUCUGACGGCACAUCAACUGGCCGUCGAGCGUAACCGAAAUCAACGAGUGGAUUACAUCCUGAGUCGUGGACUACGAAAGAAGCAUCACCAAGCCAAGAAGCAACGAAAGCAAGACGGUGCAUUCUGGCGUGCUUACCAGAGAACCAAAGAAGUUUCAAACCCAUUCCUUGAUAGCGAGGAUGAGGAUUCUAUGCACAGAGAUCCAGGUCUCUUCAGAGAACCCGGCUUUGGUGGCCUUGUACAGCUCGAGACCGAAGAUGAUGACUUUGGCGAGGAAAUAUCGGCUUAUGCCGCAGCAUUCAGACGUAUGAGCAGAAGACUCGAUCGUUGGGAUCUUCAGAAGGACCUCAAGUUGGGUGUUAUGGGCACGAACCGAGUAGCGCAGACCAAAUCCGACAUGGCCAACGGUCACGAGGUUAGUAAAGACGCCGAUGAGACAGAGGAUGAGCAAGCACCGCCACGAGAGCAGAAUCGUAGUACGAAUGGGGCAGCUCAGAGAGAAGAUGAAGAAGACCUCGACGAUAUGGAAAAGGAAAUCUUGGGCCUCGGGAGCGACGAAGAGGGAGAUGCCGACGAAGACCUGGAUGAUGUUGAUAAGGCAUUACUUGGACUCCAAGGUGAUGAGACAGAGGACGACAACAGUGAUGGCAUGGACGUUGACUGA
Mollisia scopiformis is the source of this 1866-nucleotide messenger RNA. RefSeq lists its product as uncharacterized. NCBI's taxonomy places the organism in Eukaryota, Fungi, Ascomycota, Leotiomycetes, Helotiales, Mollisiaceae. Gene Ontology annotation, cellular component: Ino80 complex. Bases 1 to 1866 code for a protein of 621 amino acids. The transcript is spliced from 2 exons. The record is from RefSeq and is a predicted model, not a curated record.